Sorex fumeus (smoky shrew) is the source of this 714-nucleotide messenger RNA. RefSeq names its product prostaglandin E synthase (gene PTGES). Gene Ontology annotation, cellular component: membrane. Gene Ontology annotation, biological process: prostaglandin biosynthetic process. Lineage: Eukaryota; Metazoa; Chordata; Mammalia; Eulipotyphla; Soricidae. The record is from RefSeq and is a predicted model, not a curated record. Gene Ontology annotation, molecular function: prostaglandin-E synthase activity. The coding region runs from base 1 to 714 and encodes 237 amino acids. The transcript has 4 exons.
AUGGAGCACAUGAGCCCCGGUACCGACGCUCACCAGCAGAGGGCGCGCUCACCCGACAACGUUGGCAGCCGCCAAGGAUUUAACCGGGCCCGGGGGGCGGUGGUGGUGGUGGUGGUGUGGGGGGGAGCAUCCCGGCUCAGCCUCCGCGGGUGGGCGGUGCUGAGCCCGGCCCCCCGCCCCCCUGCCUGCUGCCGUCCGCCUGCGCCUCUGCCGGCACACGCCCGCGCGCCCUGCCGCUGCCCGCCGCUUUCCUGCGUCCUGCUCGGCCUGGCCAUGGACACCAGCCCCGCGCUGCCCGCCUUCCUGUUGUGCAGCGCGCUGCUGCUCAUUAAGAUGUACGUGGUGGCCGUGAUCACCGGGCAAGUGCGGCUGCGGAAAAAGGCUUUCGCCAACCCCGAGGAUGCGCUGAGGCACGGAGGCCCCCAGUAUUGCAGGAGCGACCCGGAUGUGGAGCGGUGCCUCCGAGCCCACCGGAACGACAUGGAGACCAUCUACCCGUUCCUCUUCCUGGGCCUCGUCUACUCCUUCCUGGGCCCGGACCCGGUGGUGGCCCGACUGCACUUCCUGAUCUUCUUCCUGGGCCGCCUGGCGCACACCGUGGCCUACCUGGGCAAGCUGCGCGCGCCCACCCGCUCGCUGGCCUACGUGCUGGCCCAGCUGCCCUGCGCCUCCAUGGCCCUGCAGGUCGCCUGGGAAGCCGCCCGCCACCUGUGA